GAGGCGCGGGGGAUGUGCUCACAGGAAGAGGCGGCGCGCUGUGUCCGGAUGAGCUGGGUGAUGUGUGUGUGAUCCGGGGAGCUGCUGGAGAGCCGGGACGUAGCGGGGACACCCCCCCCCUCAUCGAGCGCACACCCCCCGGUACGGCCGCUGCUCACACCCGGGUGACAGGCGGAGACUGUUCGGCCGCAGACUCCAUGUAGCGGCGCAGCCUGGGGCACAAGAUGGCGGAUUUGUCGCUGCUGCAAGAUGAUGUCCAGGAAGAAAUAGAUGGAUUUGGUGUGGAUGACUACAGCUCAGAGUCUGAUGUGAUUAUUCUACCUUCAGCCUUGGACUUUGUCUCACAAGAUGAAAUGUUGACCCCUCUUGGAAGACUGGACAAGUACGCUGCAAGUGAAAAUAUAUUUAACAGACAAAUGGUUGCGCGAAGUUUACUGGACACCUUAAAAGAAGUCAGCGAUGAUGAGAAAGAUUGUAUUGCUGUGCUAGAGAGGGUUACAAAACUUUCCGAAGAUUCUGAACCCACAGUACGUGCUGAACUCAUGGAACAAGUGCCUCACCUUGCAAUGUUCUGCCAAGAAAACAGGCCAUCAAUUCCCCACGCUUUCUCCAAAUAUCUUUUACCCAUUGUAGUGAGGUAUCUCGCUGACCAGAAUAACCAGGUAAGGAAGACAAGUCAAGCAGCUUUGCUGGUGUUACUGGAGCAGGAACUGAUAGAAAGGUCAGAUGUGGAGAGUAAAGUAUGUCCGGUGCUCAUUGAUCUCACUGCCCCAGACAGCAACGAUGACGUCAAGACUGAAGCUGUAGCGAUAAUGUGCAAAAUGGCCUCAAUGGUGGGUAAAGAUAUAACGGAGAGACUGAUCCUUCCCCGGUUUUGUGAAAUGUGUUGUGACUGCAGAAUGUUUCAUGUCCGUAAGGUUUGUGCAGCCAAUUUUGGUGAUAUCUGCAGUGUUGUAGGCCAAGAAGCCACAGAGAAGAUGCUGUUACCUCGCUUUUUCCAGCUGUGUUCCGACAAUGUGUGGGGUGUGCGGAAAGCCUGUGCCGAGUGUUUCAUGGCUGUGUCAUGUGCCACAUCACAAGAGCUUCGUCGCACUAGGCUCUCUGUCCUUUUCAUUAACUUAAUAAGUGACCCAUCUAGAUGGGUACGCCAAGCUGCCUUUCAAUCUCUUGGGCCUUUUAUAUCUACUUUUGCAAAUCCAUCAAGUUCUGGUCAAUACUUUAAAGAAGAAGAAUGUCAAGCAGCCGAGGAUGUAAAACCGAAUGACUCUACUGAGAGCCAGUCGAAUGAGCACCUGCCAGAAGAUACAGAGAGCAUUACACAAGAAGUAGUGGCAGAAGAUGAUUCUCAACCAGACAACAACCCUGUUACCUUCACUGUGAAGCUAGAAACCAACUUGGAUGAUGAUCCAGCUUCAGAUGAACUUUUUAGGAUCAGCAAUCACUCUGACUUUAUUUCACAUUGCACUUUGCCUUUGGAGAAUUCAGCUGACUCUGUUGAACCAGAACCGGGUUCUCCUGAUGCCGAAGCGUCUAAAGUUUCAAUAAUGCAAUCUCAGGAGAGCCCUGUCACUGAGCAAGAGCUAUUCAAUUCGUUCCAUUACUGGAGGACUCCAAUUCCUGAUAUAGAUCUAGAUCUGGAACUGCGGCAUGCACAAGCGGAAGCACACAGCCCAGACAGUAGGCUAGCAGUUCAGAAGGCAUCAUCCCCUGGCUCCCCGAAUAUAGCCAUGGCCACAAGAAAAGAGCUGGAAGAGAUGAUUGAAAACCUUGAGCCGCACACGGAUGAUCCUGAUGUUAAAGCACAAGUUGAUGUCCUCACUGCUGCCCUUAAAGCUUCCAGCUUAGAAACUCAGGAAGACAGAAAAUCCUCUCACUUGAAUCAGGAGAUCAUCUACCGCAAUGACACAAUUGGGACAGGGAGAAUAAACUUCAAAGUCUCACAAGAUGACUCCUUCCCUUUAAUCAGUGAUUCCGUAGAGUGCAUGCAGUCCACCCUGCGCUACAUCCACAAUGAUUCUGACUUGAGCACUAGUAGUGGCUAUAGCCCUGAUGAAGAAAAAAAAUCCAAAGUGCAGGAUGUUGUACCUCAGGCCUUAUUGGAUCAGUAUCUAUCAAUGACUGACCCAUCCCGUGCCCAGACUGUUGACACAGAGAUUGCCAAGCAUUGUGCCUAUAGCAUUCCAGGAGUGGCCCUUACACUGGGUAGACAGAACUGGCACUGUCUAAGGGACACUUAUGAGACACUAGCAGCAGAUAUGCAGUGGAAGGUACGGAGAACAUUGGCCUUUUCCAUUCAUGAACUAGCAUUAAUACUUGGCGAUUCCCUUACUGCUGCCGAUUUGCUACCAAUCUUCAAUGGGUUUCUAAAGGACCUCGAUGAAGUCAGGAUAGGCGUCCUAAAACAUCUCUAUGACUUUUUAAAACUUCUUCAGCCUGACAGAAGACGAGAAUACCUUUAUCAGCUCCAAGAAUUCUUGGUGACUGAUAACUGUCGGAACUGGCGUUUCAGGGCAGAAUUGGCAGAGCAAUUGAUCCUUCUACUUGAACUGUACAGUCCAAGAGAUGUUUAUGACUAUUUACUACCAAUCGCUUUAACUCUUUGUGGAGAUAAAGUAUCAUCUGUCCGCUGGAUAUCAUUUAAACUGAUUAGUGAGAUAGUUAAGAAGCUGUACUUGGCUCCCAGUCCAACCUUGGCCCUGGACCUGAUGAAUAGGCUUGUGGAGCAGUUCUGCAAGAGCCUGAAAUGGUCAGGACGGCAAACAUUUGUGUUCAUAUGUCAGGCUCUCCUUGAAGAGGACUGUCUUCCUAUGGAGCAAUUUGCUAUGCAUUUAAUGCCACAUCUACUGCAGCUUGCUUCUGAUAGAGUACCCAAUGUCAGAGUCCUUCUUGCUAAGACGUUAAAGCAAACACUGUUGGAGAAAGAGUACUUCUUAACCUCUGCCAACUCUCACCAAGAAGCUGUGGAGCAGACGAUUGUGGCUUUACAGAUGGAUUAUGACAACGAUGUCAAGUAUUUUGCCAGUAUACACCCUGCUAGCACCAAACUUGCAGAUGAUGCCAUGAGCACUGCUUCUUCCACCUACUAGUAGGCAUUAUUGUCCAGCAAAGGUCAGCCUGAACUCAGUCCCAGGACCGUGUUAUUGGCCUUUCUUGUUCCUAUUCUACUUUAGGAGGGAAGAAAAAAAACUAUGAACUCAGAGGAUUGCCACCAAAGCCUUAAGUCUUGUCUUCCUGAGAUGUCAAGAAACUUGAACUGACUGAUGAGUACAUUUAUAUCUGUGAGGGCAUAAAGCUCUAGUCUAGAUUCCUACAUCUUUCACUGCUGGAGCUGGUACUGAAGUGCUUGCAUAUAUGUACUGUGCCAUAAAACGCCAUUCGAUGGAGGGGCCGACAUUAGGAAUGGGUUCUGUGGCUUGCCAUAUGCUGUAGCACUAUUAUGUAUCUAUGGGCCAUAACCUGCAGUGACUUCUACUAAUCAAUCUGUUCCAAAUCAUUGUAGAGAAUUUCCAGUAUUAGGGGCAAAUGGGGUUUUUAUUGAGUGUAUCCCCCUGUCUUUCUUAACGUGUGAAUAGUUUCUUUAUUGGGAUGUGUGUUAACUGAGAAAUAAAGGGCAGUGUACCCUUUUUUUUCUUUCUUAAGGGCUCAGUGCUAACACUACAUUAGAUACUGAUUUUAAUCCUUAAAUGCAGCAUAUUGCUGUACUUCUAGGCAGGCAACAUUGCUGUUAAGUACCUCUGUUCUCAUUUGUUUUCAUGCUGGUCAUGACCUGAAGGAUAUGUAUUGAUUCAUGUGCUUCAAGUCAAGUUUUUUUUUUUUUUUCUAACUUGAUCAUGAUCAACUAUGAGGUGCAUCACUAUUGGUCUUCAUAUAAAUGUACAUAUCUGUUGUACUCCUUGGAGUGCCGCAGUCUUUAAUCAUGAUGUUUAAAGCUCAGUCGUAAUACAAGAAUAUCUGCUUGUCUGAAUAAAAUUUAUUAAUAAGUUUCA
Bufo bufo (common toad) is the source of this 3986-nucleotide messenger RNA. RefSeq names its product protein phosphatase 4 regulatory subunit 1 (gene PPP4R1). Gene Ontology annotation, molecular function: protein binding; protein phosphatase regulator activity. NCBI's taxonomy places the organism in Eukaryota, Metazoa, Chordata, Amphibia, Anura, Bufonidae. The coding region runs from base 225 to 3086 and encodes 953 amino acids. The transcript is spliced from 20 exons. The record is from RefSeq and is a predicted model, not a curated record. Gene Ontology annotation, biological process: protein dephosphorylation.